Messenger RNA from Lachancea mirantina, 609 nucleotides. NCBI's taxonomy places the organism in Eukaryota, Fungi, Ascomycota, Saccharomycetes, Saccharomycetales, Saccharomycetaceae. The record is from the annotation of a GenBank genome assembly.
AUGCUUGCAGAACUCUUGACAAUCGAGGGGUUUUGUCGUUUUGGCAGUAUCGUGUCGCCCGACGAAGAGAUAUCCAAGCUAGACUCGUCGGCCAAAAAUGCGAAUCAGGGCACCGCGUUCAAAUUAUUGAAAAUCAGCCAAUUACAAAACUCGUUCGGUCAAUUGGUCCCCACUCCCAGCGUCAACAUAUUCAGAUGUUUCCCGCAGAUCCAUUUGCAAAAGAAGAUUGUGGAAAACUCUGACAACGAAACCAUCACGCAUGAAGUCAGGGUCCUGGAAAAACAUCCGUUUAGUAGCCAAACGUUUAUACCGAUGGGUGGUUCAGCAAACGAGAUCGCCUAUUUGAUAGUGGUGGCUAAUUCCGACUUAAGCGGCGAACCUGACUUAACAACUCUGAAAGCGUUCAUCUGUAGGGGCAACCAGGCCGUUACUUAUGGUGCCGGCGUAUGGCAUGCUCCUAUGAUAGUGGUCGGUACCAGAUCUUUUAUGGACUUCACCGUGGUCAUCUAUGAGCUACUAGACGGCAAUCACCCAGAAAAGGACUGUGUGGAACGACUUUACAAGAAUCAAGAGGUAGUGAUUGAAAUGAGUACGAUUAACCCUGUGUAA